CGAGCAACCAAACCCAACAUGCGAUCCUACGAGAUUGAGCAGAAGUUCGCGUUCAACCUAGCCCUCCUCGCACGCUUUCGAACAAACCGUGGAAGCCCACCGUUCCGAUCCCUUUGUCAUCAGCAGACAGAGCGCCUUCAAGACGAAUACUUCGAUUCUGCCAAUCAACUGUCGAAGAACGGUGUGUGGAUACGGAAACGCAAUGAGUCUUGGGAGGCCAAACAUCGCCAGGGCGGAGACUACCUCCGAUCCUCCUUCUACGAGACCGAUAAGGUUGACGAGAUCAAGAGACUCGUUGCUAAAUAUGCGCCCGCGGAGGAUAGCCCAAGGCUAGAAGCCAACUUCGGCUUGAAUAGUAUCUGUCGCUACCUUACAACACGAGAGACCUUUGUCGCAGACCAUCGAUUCACGAUUAUGCUAGACUCGACAGAUUUUGGUCAUUCCGUCGGUGAAGUCGAACUGCAGACGCGCGAUCCUACAGCAGCGCACGCAGAUAUCGACAAGUUUAUGCAGAAGUACGCAUGGUUUUUUGUAAACAAAACACCUCCGAAGGGGAAGAUGACCGCUUACUUUGAGCUAUAUGGGCAUCCUUCCAAGUCUGAUUUAUAGUUAUCUAUCCCAUCGUUCGGAGAGGACACAUGGCCUUCCUAGACAAAGCCGAUUAAUACAAAAAUGGGACUGCUUGCAGGCAAUGAAGGGGCCAGUCGCACGUUGAGUAUGGGAUAGGAUUGUGCUGGUGCCGGGAUAGUAUCGGAAAAGCGUCGGAAAGGUAGCUUCUGCUGCUGACUUUGAAUCGAACAAAUGGACUAGAAGAGCCUUUCAAAUCCUGCAAAUCUUUUUGCACUGGUCCAAGUCUUUCAUGUAACGUCACGCACUUCUGAAGCAAUCUUGCUAAAGUAGCAAAAGAUGAAAUAAUUGACUCUCAAUUUUUGGUGACGCAAAAGAGCACAAUAAUCACAAACAACGGGCAAACUAAAUUAC
This is a messenger RNA of Mollisia scopiformis, 981 nucleotides long. RefSeq lists its product as uncharacterized. Lineage: Eukaryota; Fungi; Ascomycota; Leotiomycetes; Helotiales; Mollisiaceae. Gene Ontology annotation, molecular function: magnesium ion binding; thiamine triphosphate phosphatase activity. The record is from RefSeq and is a predicted model, not a curated record. Bases 19 to 609 code for a protein of 196 amino acids. The transcript is spliced from 2 exons. Gene Ontology annotation, biological process: dephosphorylation; thiamine diphosphate metabolic process.